UUCACGUCCAUUCAUGUCUGCUACUCCACGCAGUCCGCGCGUAACUCUAACACAGACCAGACGAUGUGAACUGGGAUCUGCUACCUAGACCGGUCACAAUAAAAUAGUCUGGUUUAUCGUCUGGAGAGCAGCGCUCUCUACUCGGUCAAUCCUGCUCAACACUAACACUAAAUCUGUGUAAGCGUAUGACCUGAGGACAUCAUGUCCUACCCCCCAGGACCGAAAGGACUUCCCAUUGUGGGCAGUUUACUCAGCUACAAAGACCACAGGACCAGCCUCCAGUGGACGAAAGAGUUCGGUCCGUUCUACUGCACCUGGAUGGGGCUACAGGAGAUGGCCUACUUCAACAGCAUCGAGCUGGUUGAAGGCUACAUGGAGGGGGAGGUGGGGGAGCUGAUGCUGGGCAGACCGGAAGGUCCUUUACCUAUAGGUCAAGGCCUUCUCUUUGGUAGCGGAGAAAACUGGGAGAAGAACAGGAUACGCGUGAGAGAGGCCUUAGAGCACCCCAGGUUCAAAUCCAAAUUGGAAGAAGUCAUCCAUCACGAGCUGGGCAUCGCGCUACAGAAGCUUGAUGCCCAGCUGACCCCCGACCCCAUGAGGCUAGGGGAUGUGUUUCUGGAACCGUGUGUGUAUGUUGUUGCUGGGGUCCUUUUAGGGGACCCAGUGCCGCUAGACUCAGAGGACAGGCGUGUUCUGUUGAGCAUCGCCCAGGACAUGUUUCAGUGUAACUUCCGCUCGUUCAUGACACAGUUCUCAUUGAAGUGUCCGAUGACAGCGAAGCUAGUGUCAACGGUUCUCUUCACCGAGUUGGUCGACCUGCAGAAGACGAUCAGCACACUCAGGGCGUUGAUCCGGAAAUGGGUCAAGGCCAUCCGCCAACGGGCAACUGCUAAAGACUCACCCGCCACGAAGCUGGAUGAAGCAUCGGCUAUUUACUCUAUGCUGAAAGAUGUGGGGUUUCACGAAAGCACGGAGGAGAAUGAGGCCGAGCUUGUGAUGACCAUGAACGACAUGUUCUUUGCGGGUACGACCACUGUCCAGUCUGCCUUCGAGUUUACCCUGAUGUAUCUCUCCAAGUACACGCAGCACCAGCAGAGGGCGCGGGAGGAGGUGGACAGGGUGGCGGGGAGCGGCCCACUCUCCUGGGCCAUGAAGGAGAGGAUGCCUUUCGUCUGGGCCUGCGUGCUGGAGGGUCUACGACUGGCGACCUUGACCCCGUCGACUAUACCACACGUGCUGACACAGGAGGUGAAGGUUAAUGAGUACACCUUACGGAAAGGCACCUAUGGCAUAGGAAGUAUGUGCAGCCUACACAGAGACGAAAGAUUUUUCCCCUCGCCCGAAGUUUUUUAUCCCGAGCGUCAUUUGGAUGGCCAAAAUAUUCGGGAUGUUCCCAGUUAUAGGCCAUACGGGAUAGGUCGUCGCAAAUGUAUCGGGUGGGACAUGGCCGAUGUGGAACUGUUUCUCUACACGGCCUCAGUUCUGCGGAGGUACGUCAUCACGUCAGCAGACGACACGCCGCCCCAGGACAUGGAGGUCAAGUCUCUCAUCUGCUGCCAUCUCAAGGACUUCCGGUGUUUUGUCGAGAAGAGAUGAGGGGCUCUUGUGAUUUGGUGAUGGUGUGGUGUGGUGUGGU
This is a messenger RNA of Physella acuta, 1636 nucleotides long. RefSeq names its product cytochrome P450 2C23-like. Gene Ontology annotation, biological process: xenobiotic metabolic process. The record is from RefSeq and is a predicted model, not a curated record. Gene Ontology annotation, molecular function: iron ion binding; heme binding; oxidoreductase activity, acting on paired donors, with incorporation or reduction of molecular oxygen, reduced flavin or flavoprotein as one donor, and incorporation of one atom of oxygen. NCBI's taxonomy places the organism in Eukaryota, Metazoa, Mollusca, Gastropoda, Physidae. Gene Ontology annotation, cellular component: cytoplasm; intracellular membrane-bounded organelle.